Messenger RNA from Moesziomyces antarcticus, 642 nucleotides. RefSeq names its product nucleus protein. Gene Ontology annotation, biological process: chromatin remodeling. The transcript has a single exon. Lineage: Eukaryota; Fungi; Basidiomycota; Ustilaginomycetes; Ustilaginales; Ustilaginaceae. The coding region runs from base 1 to 642 and encodes 213 amino acids. Gene Ontology annotation, cellular component: Ino80 complex. The record is from RefSeq and is a predicted model, not a curated record.
AUGGCGGCGUUUAAAUCGCGCUCCUCGGGAGCAGCUUCAGCUGCGGCAUCCACAUCCGCCACACCGGCGCCAGCAUCGCUUGCCGAGACGCUGUCGUUCCACAAUGCACCACGCACCUUCAAGUCGGCCGAAUUCAGCGCGCGCAUGGCCAAGAUGUCGAGCAACCUCGCGCGGCGCAACAAGAGCCUCAAACAGAUGCUGCAGAGCGAGCGCGAAGCCGCCAUGCGUGCAGCCGGGGCCAAGUUCAAACAGCGCAAGAAGAAGGAUGUCCAAAACAAGAGAUUGGUCGGUGCUGCUCUGCAGGCGGUGGCUAGGAGAGAGGAGCGCGAAAGGGCGGCAAAGACCGAACCGGAAAGCGAACCAACACCCGAAGUAGAACAAGAGGAUACACACAAGGAGGAGGAAGAGGAGGAGGAGGAGAGCAAGAGGGAGGUGCCUACGUAUUCGUCCGUCGAGGCACCACCGAGUCUACGACCGGCGAAAAAGUACUGCGACGUCACAGGGUUGGUGGCACCGUACACGGAUCCCAAGUCGACACUCCGCUACCACUCGGUAGAGGUGUACGAGAUCAUCAAACAGUUCGGACCGGGCGUCGACAAUGCCUACCUCUCACUACGCGGCGACGCCUCGCAGAUCAAGUAA